Molecule: messenger RNA, 3054 nt
Organism: Gadus chalcogrammus (walleye pollock)
Lineage: Eukaryota; Metazoa; Chordata; Actinopteri; Gadiformes; Gadidae
Product: macrophage colony-stimulating factor 1 receptor 1-like
Exons: 22
Coding region: 103-3054 (983 amino acids)
Biological process (GO): positive regulation of kinase activity; protein phosphorylation; cell surface receptor protein tyrosine kinase signaling pathway
Cellular component (GO): signaling receptor complex; CSF1-CSF1R complex
Molecular function (GO): ATP binding; cytokine binding; macrophage colony-stimulating factor receptor activity
Source: RefSeq, a predicted model, not a curated record
CACCAGGUCCCCUCUGAACAGCCCUGGUACACUGGGAUCCACCUGCAGUCCAACAUCAAUAAUCAGCCCCAAGAGACUCGCAGGGCAGGGAGCUGAUGCAGGAUGCUGCGCUACUAUGCUCUGCUUUGGGGGUUUCUGGCCCCUUCACUUCAAGCGGAAUGGAAGCGCCCGCUCAUCAGGUCCAACUCGGUGGCGGUGGCGGGCAACGAGGUGGUGGUGCCGCCCGGCACCCCCCUGAUCCUGAGCUGCGAGGGGGACGGCCCGGUCGUCUGGACCCCCAGGCUGCCCAAGCACCGCCGCUUCGUGUCCCGGGGGGCGGGACGCGUCCGCACCUUCAGGGUGGACCGGCCGUCCGCCGAGUUCACCGGCACGUACCAGUGCAAGUACGCACACCGGAACCAGAACGCGCCGGGCGGGGCGGCCGUGGCCUGGGUGCACGUGUAUGUGAAGGACCCAGACCGCCUGUUCUGGACCAGCAGCUCCCAGCUCCGGGUGGUGAGGAAGGAGGGGGAGGAGUGCCUGCUGCCCUGCCUGCUGACCGACCCUUCAGCCACUCACAUGGGGCUCCGCAUGGACAACGGCACCACUCUGCCCCCAGGCAUGAACUUCACGGCCUUCCCCCACAAGGGCAUCCUCAUCCACAGCCUCCACCCCAGCUUUAACGCCGACUACGUCUGCACCGCCAGAGUCGGGGGCGUGGAGAAGGUGUCCAAGGCCUUCUCCAUCAACAUCAUUCAGAAGCUUCGAUUCCCGCCCUAUGUGUUUCUGGAUAAGGAUGAAUACGUCCGCAUCGUUGGGGAAGACCUCAAGAUCCACUGCACCACACACAAUCCCAACUUCAACUACAUCGUCACCUGGAAGCAUCCCAGCACGAUGAGAACAACCGUCAAGGAGGAUGCUCGCUCCAACGGAGAGAACCGCCUGGACAUAGAGAGCAUUCUGACCGCUAAGUCCCUGAGCCCAAACGACGCAGGGAACAUCACCUGCAUUGGCACCAACGAAGCUGGGGUGAACAGCUCCACCACAUACCUGCGCGUCAUCGACCAGCCCUACAUCCGGAUGUCCCCCCAGCUGUCCCCACGGCUCGCCCACAAGGGCCUCUCGGUCCAGGUGAACGAGGGAGAGGACCUGGAGCUCAGUGUGGUCAUCGAGGCCUAUCCCCGCAUCUCUGAGCACCGCUGGGACACCCCAACGUCCCCCAACGCCUCCACGCAGGACCAGAAGUUCACCAGAUACAACAACAGGUACCAUGCUGCUCUUUUGCUCAAGAGAAUUAAUGCCCAGGAACAAGGCCAGUACACCUUCCACGCCAAGAGCCACAUGACCAAUGCAUCCAUCACCUUCCAGGUCCAAAUGUACCAAAGACCCGUAGCUGUGGUGAGGUGGGAGAACAUCACCACCCUCACCUGCACCUCGUUCGGCUACCCGGCUCCCAGGAUCCUCUGGUACCAGUGUUUUGGGAUUAGACCCCGAUGCAACGAGAACACCACGGGGAUGCAGCUGCCGGUGUCCCUGCUGGCCCCCACGGUGGAGGUCCAGCGGGAGUACGGUGCGGUGGAGGUGGAGAGCGUCCUGACCGUGGGGCCCUCCACCCGCAGGAUGACCGUGGAGUGCGUGGCCUUCAACCUGGUGGGCGUCAGCAGCGACACACUGGCCAUGGAGGUGUCCGAUAAACUGUUCACCUCCACCCUGGCCGGGUCAGCAGGCAUUCUGGCAGUCCUCCUGGCUCUUCUGGUGUUUCUGCUGUACAAAUACAAACAGACACCAAGAUAUGAGAUACGGUGGAAGAUCAUCGAAGCUAAGGACGGGAACAUCUACACCUUUAUUGACCCCACUCAGCUGCCGUACAACGAGAAGUGGGAGUUUCCCAGGGACAAGCUGAAGCUAGGGAAGAUCUUAGGGGCCGGAGCCUUCGGGAAGGUGGUGGAGGCCACCGCCUAUGGGCUCGGAGAGGAGGACAACGUGAUACGAGUGGCUGUAAAGAUGCUGAAAGCCAGUGCCCACGCAGACGAGCGGGAGGCUCUGAUGUCCGAGCUGAAGAUCCUGAGCCACCUGGGCCGGCACAAGAACAUCGUCAACCUUCUGGGAGCCUGUACUCAUGGAGGACCGGUGCUGGUGAUCACAGAGUACUGUAGCCAUGGCGACCUGCUAAACUUCCUUCGUCAGAGGGCGGAGACGUUCCUGAAUUUUGUGAUGAGCGUUCCCGAGGUGUUCGAGGAGAACGUAGACUACAAGAACAUCAGACAACCGAAACAGUUCAUUCGAAGUGACAGUGGCAUUUCCAGCCAAUCAUCUAUCAGCUACUUGGAGAUGAGACCCGCCUUCCCUCCGGUCAGAUGCCCUCACGCCUCUGUAUCAGAGGAGGGAAGUCGCUGGCCGUUGGACAUUGAGGACCUGCUGAUGUUCUCCUACCAGGUCGCUCAGGGACUGGACUUCCUGGCGGCUAAGAAUUGCAUCCACAGAGACGUGGCCGCCAGGAACGUGCUCCUGACAGACCGCGGCGAGGCCAAGAUCUGUGACUUCGGCCUGGCCCGUGACAUCGUGAAGGACUCCAACUACGUGGUGAAGGGCAAUGCCCGUCUGCCCGUGAAGUGGAUGGCGCCCGAGAGCAUCUUCGAGGCCAUGUACACCGCCCAGAGCGACGUGUGGUCCUACGGGAUCCUCCUGUGGGAGAUCUUCUCUCUCGGUAUGAGCCCCUACCCAAGCAUGGCGGUGGACUCCAGGUUCUACAAGAUGGUGAAGGGAGGCUACCAGAUGGCCCGGCCAGACUUUGCACCUCCAGAAAUCUACUCAAUCAUGAAGAUGUGCUGGAACCUGGAGCCCACGGAGAGGCCAACCUUCGGCCAGAUCACCCAGAUCCUCCAGAGAUUCCUGGGGGACCCUCAGGAGCCGGAUCAGGCUGGGUACCAGAACAUGGAGGACGCCCCGGGGGACGGGCCGGACUGCGACCAGGAGGAGCCCCUGCCCUGCCCGCUCGGCCCCUGUGACCAGGCAUGUGACCAGCAGGAAGAGGCCCAGCCUUUGAUGAAGGCCAAUAACUACCAGUUCUGUUGA